UGGAAUUAUAAUUUACUGAACCAAGGUGGCAACAAUAUGGCUGGCAAAUGUUGUCCAAAAUGCAAAAUUGGCCCUUCAAUACUCAACGCCGAUCUUUCAUGUUUGGCAAAUGAAUGUCAAAAAUUGCUCGAGUGUGGCUCAGACUACUUGCACUUGGAUGUAAUGGACGGGUGAGUACUGUGAUAUAAUAAUUUUGUUCAUUUUUCUCAAGCCGUACGUGUUUGCCAAUAAAAUACUAUAUCAAAGAGUUUGUCAUUCCUCCAGUGAAAGAAUUUAAGUUACUGGGUGCAAGAGUGGUUUUAGUAAUAUAGCUGUUUGUCACUAAAUUUGAAACCCUUUUGCAAAAUGUGUUUUAAUUGUGUUAUAUGCAUCAAGUGAUUCCACAGGAUUGGACGUUGGACCAUUCCAUUUAGGGGACCAUAUUGGGCCAUUCAUUUAAUAUAGGCACCCCCCCCCUAUUAAGGGGUCCCUUCAUAAUCCCCUUAGGAUAUAAAAAAUUUAGAACCCCCUUGGAUGCGAUUUUUGGAAGUUAUGUAUCGAUCAAUUCGAAACUUCACCAUGCCCCCCCCCCCCGGGCAUACCACGGGAAUUUGACUUCAAGUCUUCUCCAGGGAGUAGGGAAUUUGACGUUCUAGGUUUUCCAUGUGGUGGGGCAUUUGAUAACGUGGUGGGGCAUUUGAUAACGGGGUGGGGAAUUUGAACCGGAAGUCUUAAAAUUUUGCCCAUUUUCGCGUGCUUCCUGCAUGCACACUGAAAUACUUCGCAUUGGCGGCAAAUACAGAUUUCGAGGGAAACGGCCUCAAUUUUGUGAAAAACUGGCUCAAAGAAACGGGCAUGGAAAAUCUAUGUGCUUCAUUUGAAGGUAUGUACUACAUAAUUGUGUAAAACUGUUAAAUUUCCACAAGGUAUCCAAACUUUUUACAUGAAUUUCGCUAUCUUGUCGAAAAACAUUUCCGUAUAUUUUGUACUUUUUGUAUUUACUGUUUCAUAAUUUUCAUAUGAAGGUGGGGCAUUUCAACGCUUAAUUUCUUGUUGCAGUGGGGCAUUUGAAGACAUUUUUUGCACAGGGGUGGAGAAUUUGAUCGGUCAAAUUUCAAAAAGUUCAAAUUCCCGGGGUCGGCCCGGGGGGGGGAUGGUGAAGUUUUGAAUUGAUCGAUACAUUACCCCAUGGAUAUCAUUUUUUACCCCCUUGGAUAUCACUAAAACACCUAAUUUAAUUAUUGCUAUUUUUUUGAAAAUUUCUUAAGCUACCCUGUAGGAAAAUUUAAGGUAACCCCCCCCCCCAUAGGAUAUCCAGACCCCUCAAUAGGGGGGGGGUGCCUAUAUUAGAUGGAAUGGCCCAUUCAUGUUGCCACACAUAACGUCAAAUCGACGUUAUCACCAGUACCCGCCCACCCACCUCAGAUAACAUCGAUCGUUACCCUGUUGUAUUUUGACCGCUUAUUCUUAUAAAAUAUGGUAUAUAAUCAAUCAAUUUAUCUCAGAAAUGCAUUAAAAUGCUGAGGCUUCAAUUCAAAGUUAUUGACUAUUGUACUUGCCUUUAUAAAAUAUGUGAAGUUUUAUUGCAGAAAAAUGUCGCGAUUCACGAACACAAAUUGAUGGGUACUUGAAACACGAAAAAAAGGCUCUUCAGUACUUUGACCUUUGUUUUGAACUCUAUUAGUUCAAAAUAAUAUAAUACUGGCAAAAGUUGCACGGCAAACUUAAACUUCGGUCUGUUCGGAUGUAAAUAGUCAAAUUGCCACAAGAUAAGUGAGAUCAUAACGUUGAGGAGUUGACGUAAAAACCCACCCACCCAUACCACUAUAUCAUCAUUUGAAAUUAUUUGAUUUUUGUCGAAACAAUUUUGGUCAAAUUGCCCACAGGGCAGGUAAAAAACUGUUGUCAAUAGCCUUGUCUAGAUGAAGUUUCUUAAAUUUAAACAUAAAUUAUAAAGUCGAUCACCAAUUACUAAAUACCUUUUGAUCCAAAAAACCCAACUAAACAAGAGAAGCAAUAACAGCUUUUCAAACCUCCAUGCCUCGGUAUCCUGUUCCAAACUUGUCACAAAGGCAUUCUAUUAACACACUGAGCGCCAUGCAGCGCACUCCCUUUGACAAGUAAAAUUCUCUGGCAUUAGACAAAGUAAAAUAUAAUAAAGCAGGGUGCAUAAUUAGAGAGCAAUAUAUUAUGCAUCUUAAUGGCUUCUAUUUUAAUUUAUAUACUCUACAUGCAAUAAAUUUACAUAUUACAUACCAAGAUUGGAUGCUUACACUCGCCCCAAAAAGAUGCAUGCUUCAAGUAUUUGUGUGAAAUAAAUUUGGGAAAUCAAUGAAAAAUCUACAUUCUCAGCCUCAUCUGAUUUUGUGAAUCACUCAGACAUUGUUGUCAGCAAGAUGUCCAUUUCCCAACGUUAGGAAUGUAUGUAGUCGCAUUUUUCAAUGUUUUGGAAAAUAAAACGUGGCUUAAUUGCUGGCAAGAGGAAGCAUUGGGUUUUGAUCGAUAAUAAUAUUUUCACAUGGAGAUGUCAUUUAUAACAUAAGUCUAUAUUACAAUAUUCUUACUGCAACCACUGACUAACUUUGUGCAUGCAACCAUGGAGUUAAAGAUGUGGUACAGUCCGAUCUGCGCAUGUGCACAAAGGAGCCCUCUUUUUAUUACAAACAGUUUAUUUAGGUUUUUAUUUCAUUUUAUGUUCUUGCAAAGCUUGAUUGUUGUCUCUUGAUAAUUUAUUAAACUCUAGAGUCAUGAAAAUAUAAAUAGUUGUCGAAUAAAAUUCAAUACUUUGGAUACCGAAAUGUAAACAAAGCCUUUGCUUACAUACAGACUGUACCGCAUCUUUAAGUGUAUGCAACCUAGAUGUGGAAUUACAUGUAAUCCAGACUCUAGCUAGUACAUAAAAUCUUGGGGAUUCCCCUGGGAAGGUUGGAUUUGGAAUUGACUCGUAUAUUAAUCCAAGAAGAUUUUAUGCCAUUUUUAGUCAUUUUGUCCCAAACUUGACUUUUGGUGCACCGUUGGUUAAAUGCCUGAGAAAGAAAAUUCCAAAUGCAUUCUUUGGUAGGUAAAGUUCUACAUUAUAUUUGAUUAAUCAUACUGCAUGUAGAAUACCUUGUGUACCAGGCCUUGAAAUAAUUAGUGACGAUCACCGGUCAUUGUCCGGUAAUAUUUUUCAUUUUGACACGUCUUUUACCGGACACACAUGACCGGCGAGUUUUUCUAAUGUAAAAAUGCAUUCCUGAGAAAAUUUUUGUUUCCCACAAGUUUGUGUAUACUUUGGAGAAAAGCAGAAGUCUCGCCUGUCAAUGGACCAUUUGCAUUAUAGACUAAAUUUUGAUCUAGACAAAAAUUUCAUCACAGCUUGAAAGAGCAUCACAAAAUUAGUAAUAUUCCAAAGUUUCGUUGCAAAAUGUUGUAAAAUGCGGAUAAUAUAGCCUUGCGAAGUUUGCCGUUUUUCAGUCAUUUUAGAUUACAAACGGGAAAUUGACAGCCCAAUCGGGUGUUGGGGCAUCAAUUUCCCGUUUGUAAUACAAAAUGAAUGAAAAAACGGCAAACUUCGCAAGGCUAUAUUCAGUGUCGCCCAGAGGGGGGGGGGGGGGGGGGGGGGGGGGGGGCAAAGGGGGCAAAUUGCCCCGGGCCCCGAGUUGCUGGGGGCCUCUGAAAAUUUUUUGUAGGGCCCCAGCCUUUUUUGUGUGUUAAAUAUUUCCGCGCAAAGGACAAGACAUCUGUUUUCUUGGGCUAAGUACCGAAUUUUGUUAUCCGGAAAAAUUUUUUUUAGAUAGGGGCCCCUAAAAAAAAAUUUGCCCCGGGCCCCCGCCAACCUCUGGGCGGCCUUGGCUAUAUUAUCCGCAUUUUACAACAUUUCGCAACGAAACUUUGGAAUAUUACUAAUUAAUUUUGUGAUGCUCUUUCAAGCUGUGAUGAAAUUUUUGUCUACAUCAAAAUUUAGUCUAUAAUGCAAAUUGGCCAUUCACCGCAGGCAUUGCACCUAUAAAAGCCUACGCUCGCAACUCAAACUAUACAUUUGUCAUCAAAUGAUUCUAAAUCUGAGAGUUUUUAUCUGCAUUGUUUGCAUGUUGACAUUGUUAUAUAUAGAUCUUUUUGUUUUGUCUGUUUGUAAAUCUUUUCUCGAUCUAGCCUGCGAACAGGCUCUCAAGCUGAAUUGAGAGCCUGCAUCGAUGACUAAUGAAUUUGAAUAUCUGCCCCGUAACGUUCGUUUUUCCAAAUAUGGAAUGUCUAUCCUUAUAUGGUGUUGUUUACAACUUUCGUGCAAACUAAAUUUAGACCGUGCAAACUAAAUUUAGACCGUACAGUUUAUACUGUUUUUCGAAAUAUAAGAUAUUCAAGCAAAAGUUCAAAUGUUUUAAAUACUGUUUUCUCAAAACAGAACAUUUCGUGCUUUGAGAUAAGACGGCCAAGACCAAUUUGAUCAGUUAAUGUGUUUUUUAUGCAUAGUGCUUCAGCAGUUGACAUAUAUAGAGCUCAGCGGAAAUAGCAUCUGACCAAUGAGAAUUUCGCGUCACGAUUUGAGACGCAGAUAUUCAAAUUCAUUAGUCAUCGAUGCAGGCUCUCAAUUCAGCUUGAGAGCCUGUUCGCAGGCUAUUCUCGAUCAUAAUUCUCGCCAAUAAAAUGGGCAUUUUAUUCAGAAUUCAAGAUAUUCAGAUUAUCUGUAAUCAUACCUGCACAAGUUCACUUAAAGUCAAAAGAUGACCGGCAAAAUUAAAAAUCAUGGUCAUGAAGACCGGUAUACCUUCCAGAUUUAUUUUGAGGCCUGUUGUGUACGUACUAUUCUAUUAAUUAGUGACCUAAGAAAAUGAGUACAUCAUUAGAAUGGCAACCAAAGUACAGGACUGGUGCUGUGUGCAUUACCGGUACCUAGCUUGCUUAUGAUUAAGAUACAAUACAGACAGCUUUUAUUAGAUAUAUUCUUCGAACUUUACCUAGCAGCAUUGCAUGAGUACAGUAACAGUUGCCAUUGAGUGGCAGCACUCUCCCCUUGACGAAUAGGAUAAUUGUAUGGUGUUAGACAGCUGGGGCCAGUUGUUCAAAGGUGGGUUAAUGCUAACCCUGGGUUAAAUUUAACCCGCUGUUUUAGUUUGUGUACUUCUACACAUCAGUGUAUUUCAAAACUUCAGAGAAGUAAACUCCUAUUGAUCCAGGACAAGAUCUCUGAAGAAAUAUUUCCAAAUUUAUAGAAAAGCUGUCAGGAUGUUUGCUUUGAAUUUUAGGUUAACCUAGGGUUAAACUAACCCAGCUUUGAACAACCGGCCCUAGAGUAUAAAAUGACUAUAAAUAGUUAGCAUAGGUGCAUUGCCUCUUAAAGGGGUUAUAUACUUAUAUUACUUUAUUAAUUGGAAAGUUUAUGCAUCUCGAUCAGGUGCAGUCAGCAGAAAAGUUAAAAAUCUAAUUGUGGGUGCACAAAACAGUCACCUUCUAACUAUGCAUCAACAGGCAGUUAAGGGUACAAAAGUACUAUAGUUAGUAUUAUGAAAUAUAUUAGAUGAACUGAAAAAUCCUAAAAAAAACCUGGAAAACAAAUUAGUAUGCAGUGUAGCUCUCAGCAUGCAUUACCCGAAAUGCAGUGUAGCUCUCAGCUUGCAAAUAAGGAUGAUUAGCACACCCUCACUUCAUCAUAAUUUGUGACACCCCUCGAUCAUAUAUAAUUAUAUAUGUCACUGAAAAAGUGCAAGUACAUUUAUAGAUCCAUGCAGCCUUGUCUCAAGUGCUGUUUAUACUAGUUUAGGAUUCCAAAGGAAUCUGGCAUAAUCGGUGAGACAUGGGGACAUACUGUACAUGUAAGACCAGGGCAGGGUAGAACAGUAUGGCAAUGUGUCAUGUGAUAAAACUUGCAUGAAUUGAUAUACAUACAGUUUGUGCUCAUGCACACCUUAAUUGGCUGUAACAGAAAUGAUUAAGCGCUUGAAAGAAUUUCUUGAAUGGUUCAACAAGGGGAUCGAAUUAACGUGUCAAAAACUCCACAGCUCUGACGAACAUGAACAUCAGAACAAAGGAUGUAAAGCUUGAAAAUAAAAGAGAAAAGUAGCCACCAACGAAUAACCAAACGAAGGGAUGCCUGAUUCAAAGCUUCAUAAAUACACAUGCAUGCAUGAGUUGUUAAAAGGUUUGAAUCCAGGUUCAUUCAUUUUGUUUGUUUUAUUUGUUCUUCUGGAUUAUUACAAAAUUAAAUAACUGACGAUAAUUAUUAUUUACUAAAUAAUCAAUUUAAGCAAAUUAGCUAUAAAUUGCGGUUAAUGGAGUAAUAUGUUCUAGUAGACUCUAUCUGCCCGAGGGUGUUUUCAGUAUAUGCCAACACAUCUGCGUCACAAAAAUUAAUCCGUACAAGAUCCAAGUACCUUGGUCGAACAAAGGAACCGUUUUCUAGUCCUGUUAAUAUCACAAAAUAUCAGAUAAAAAUCGAACUUAUAGGCUACUAAGCAUGUGCACAACUGAUGCAAACUUGGGAUUAACCAAGCAGAAAUUAUACGUGCAUAUAUAUACAUACAAUGCCCCCCUUUUUGCGCAAGGACUUUUGAUCGCAGUUCGACGUGCACUGUUCAUUCGCAAGACUUUAACCAGUGCGUUAACAUCUCUGGCAAAAUUUGUGGCUAUCAAAACCUUGCAUGGCAAAGAAGUGAAAAUUUAAAAAACCCACCCACCUCCCAAUAAUCAUGCACCAAUCUGCGUCGAUCUCUACAAUAUGGCGUGUUGUAAGGACUGUUAAUUAGUAAAAUGGACAUUCCUGUAUAUAGCUAGGCAUGUUACUCAUAGAUUUGUAACCCACUUGUGUGAAGUAAUGCAAUAAAUAAUUAAUUACUGGUAGAAAAUAUAUGCCCAAAAUAUAUGCCACAAAAAUGUGUUUCAAGUUUAAUAUUGUUGUCUUGCUUAGUUGCCAGUUGUUCGAUUUUAACUAUCUGUCUCUUUCCAACAUAUGCAACUUCAUUAAUAAUUUAAUAGCUGACGCAAGAUAAACAUCAACGGAUAAAAUGAACAAACGUUCAAGUCUUUGAAAAUGGUUUUACACAAAAACGUUAGACAAAACUUAUUUAAUUUUGUAAUAAUCUAGAAGAACAAAUAAAACAAACAAAUGGACCAUUUGCAUUAUAGACUAAAUUUUGAUCUAGACAAAAAAUUCAUCACAGCUUGAAAGAGCAUCAUAAAAUUAGUAAUAUUCCAAAGUUUCGUUGCGAAAUGUUGUAAAAUGCGGAUAAUAUAGCCUUGCGAAAUUUGCAAUUUUCAGUCAUUUUGUAUUACGCACGGGAAAUUGACAGCCCAAUCGGGUGUUGGAAUAUUGCUAAUUUUGUGAUGCUCUUUCAAGCUGUGAUGAAAUUUUUGUCUAGAUCAAAAUUUAGUCUAUAAUGCAAAUGGUCCAUUGCAUGCAUGAUGUUUUCCACAAAACAAAUUUAUUAUGAACAUCUGCGAUAAACAUGUAAUACUGCAACUACUGUGAGACAUUAAUUUUCUAAACUUCUUGUAGAUAUGCAUAUGAUGGUGGCAAAACCAGAACAGGUACAAAAAAAUGUUCAUUGAUAUAUAUGUGCUCAAAAUAAUAAUACAUUAUAAAAUUUACCAAAUUGAUCUUCGUUGUUUGUUUGUAAUUCUAAUUUCAUUCAACAUAUGAUUGAGAAUGAUGGAGUCUUUAUUUAAAGUGCAUAUACGACGUGAAAUUUCUUAUUUUCUUAAAUGAAAGAACUCUUUAAGUUGUAGUGUAAUUUAUUUUUCAGUUUCUUGUUUUUAUGGUUUGUUCCCGAGAUAUUUCAUUUUGUUUGAUAUGUAAAUGAUGUGAAUAUGUCCGCUAAUUUAUGACGUCACGUUGGUUGCAAGCUCAACUUACACUGAUUUUAAAUGUAUUAACUCUAAAAACGGUUGAUAUCAGUUCACGUUUUUCUCCAGUCAUCACAUUUACCAGUGAAGUUUGAAAUUAUCAUCUUGGAUAAUAGCAGUGAUAUUCAAGCAUUUUGAAGAGCUUGCAACCAACAUGACGUCAUAAAUUAGCGGACAUAUUCACACUCAUUUACAUAUCAAACAAAUUGAAAUAUCUCGGGAACAAACCAUAAAAACAAGAACCUGAAAAAUAAGUUACACUACAACUUAAAGAGUUCUUUCAUUUAAGAAAAUAAGAAAUUUCAUGUCAUAUGCACUUUAAGGAGGGCAGCACAUAGUAGCACAGGUGUCAAAUGUUGGAAUCUGCGGUAACCCUGCACGGUUACCUGCAUGCAGAUGACUUGAGCUAACUGUAUACCUGGGUCAGAAGAUCCUGGGCACACUAGCAUAUUAGAAAUUUCCCAGUACCUUUUGCAAAUGUUUAUACACUUGCAAGAACGUCGUUAAUAGUUGCAUGUCCUUUUUUUACGAAAAAAUUAAGAUCUGAGUUACGUUUUCCCUAUAAUCAAACUGAUAAACCUUCUGAGAUGUAUAAAUUUCUCAAAAAAAUUUCCUCCGAUCUCCAUCCUAUAGUUCAUUAACUGCAAAUUAGUUUCGGCCACCUGUAAAAAAGUAAAUGUACUUUUUACUAAAAACUAACAAACCUGUGGCCCUCAAUUUACAAUAUACAAAUAGGGAUACAGUUAAAUACUUGCAGUAAAACAUAAUAUGUGAUGAUUUAUGGGGUCGCCGUAAUUGGGGGAAACCUGUGGCGAACUCCCUGGCGCUAUAUUAGCCGUAUCUCAUUAAAUCAUAAUCCCUUUCUUCUUCGCUGGGUUAUAAUGGUCACGUUGUAUUAUAGCAGCUGAUACUGUAUAUAAUUUCCCUUACAAUGUGUGUUUUUUCUUUAGUGGGUAAAAGACAUGGCGGACGCUGGAGCUGAUCAGUACACAUUUCAUUUGGAAGCUACAGGUAAUUAAAAAAACUUAAUUGUAAUAGGCUGAAAGUGUAAGAUCUAUAUGUUUGUUUGAUUAUUUGCAUGCAGAAGAGAAGGAAAUACUGUACUUGUCCUAUAUAUUUUAUUUACUUUUGAUGGAUUUUGAAUGAAGGUCAUGGUUUUGAAAGACAUGUUUUCUAGUGAUUGACCAAUAAUUGAUAUCGGCAUCGGGCCGAUUUUUGCCUUAUCGGCAGACAAUCGGAAUCGGUAGAAUUAUGUAUAUUUUCGAUAGUCUAAAACCGAUUGUUUAAAAAAUACGCACUUUAAAAAUUAUAUGCAUUGCACGCGUUGAUAUGUUAAAUUAAUGCGUGAAGUGUGCCAUUUAUUAACGGUUUUAACGAUCUUUGGUUGCAGUAACAUGUUACGUUGGGAAUUAUCGUUAAAAAUCGACAUGAAUGACGUCACAUUUACUCAGUCGACUGAUAUUAUGACGUCAUUAUAAAAUCAGUAUCGGGUAGAUUGUGACAUGAAUAAUCGGUAAUCGGUCAAUCACUAAUGUUUUCGUCUGAUUUACUCUUUCAAAUCACUCUGCGAUAUGUGAAAGUUACAAAAUUGUGAAAACGUGUCAUUGGUAUACAUAAUGAUUUUUAAAACGUCUUACAAAAUACAAAUAAUGUUGGCGAUUUACUGUAUAUUGAUUUUGUUGUAGUCACAGCCUCUGUUCACUGCAGAGUUUGUUUGAAAGAGUAAAUCAAGUAAAAACAUGUUUUUCAAAACCACAAACGUAUCAAACUCUAGCAGUCUAGGCAAAAUUUAGCUGCUAAACCUACAGCUCGUAAACUUUAAAACACGUUUGUCAAUAAAUUGUAGAUAAACCUUUGGAAUUAAUUCAAAUGAUUAAGGAUGCAGGAAUGAAGGU
This is a messenger RNA of Paramuricea clavata, 9692 nucleotides long. Lineage: Eukaryota; Metazoa; Cnidaria; Anthozoa; Malacalcyonacea; Plexauridae. The record is from the annotation of a GenBank genome assembly.